UCUAGGUCGCACGUGUUUGGAUGUUUAUGGUGGGCAAAUUGAAGGUCCCGGGUUUAACGAUUAUAACGAAUCGUUUACGUCACUACUUUCGAAACAUGGACGCCCAGGAACUGCAGCCGCCCAGUGCGGUGCGUGGAAUGCAGGAGCUGCAGAGGGAGCAGUUCCGGAAGAGCGUCCAGGUGCCCAGAUUACGGGUGCCCGAGUCUCAAGUACAGCGAGUGAUGCCGCUGGUCAAGAAGUUCCUGCUCAAAAUGGAGCACCUGCAUCCGGUCCGGGCUGUGGAUCACAACCGGGAGAUCCUGCUGCAUCCAGUGGCUAUUAAGGAUUGGGAAUCCCUGCCUAUAGAGGAUCUGGAGAAGCAGCAAGUCACCGCAGAGAACUUCUGCCUCGCCGAACUCGAGUUAAGCUACGAAAACUGGAGUGCCAAUGAGAUCCUCAAGAGCGUGCUGCCCGCGGAGGAGGAGGGCUUGACCUCCUACUCCCGCAUCGGUCACAUUGCCCACUUGAAUCUGCGGGAUCACCUGCUGCCCUACAAGCAGCUUAUCGGCCAGGUGCUCCAAGACAAGCUGCCCAAUUGCCGCACGGUGGUCAACAAGGCCUCGUCCAUAGACAACACCUACCGCAACUUUCAGCUGGAGCUGAUCUGCGGCGAGGCGGAGUACCAGGUGGAGACCAAGGAGAACGGCGUGCCCUUCGAGUUUGACUUCUCCAAGGUGUACUGGAAUCCACGCCUCUCCACGGAGCACGAAAGGAUUGUAAAGAUCUUGAAGUCAGGAGAUGUGCUCUAUGACGUCUUUGCUGGCGUGGGUCCGUUCAGUGUUCCUGCUGCCAAGAAGCGCUGCCAUGUCCUCGCUAAUGAUCUGAAUCCCGAGAGCUUCCGCUGGCUGCAGCACAAUGCCAAGAGAAACAAGUGUUUAGCCAGUAUAAAAAUGUACAACAAGGACGGCAGGCAGUUUAUAGCCGAAGAGGUGCGGGAGGAUUUGCUUAAGCGUCUGCUGAGCACAGAUACUACUACUUAUGGCAUCCACAUAACCAUGAAUCUACCCGCAAUGGCUGUGGAGUUCCUGGACGCUUUUCGUGGUCUCUACAAGGCAGAGGAACUAAACGAGUUGUCUGAAAACGUUUGCUAUCCCACUGUUCAUGUUUACUCCUUUGCCAAGGGUGAGAACACCAAGGAGUUGGUUCGCCAACUGGUGGAAAACAAUCUGGGAGUGAACCUAGAUGAGGAGAACCUCCUCCAAAGCAUCAACUUUGUGAGGAAUGUGGCUCCCAACAAGGACAUGUACAGGGUUUCCUUCAAGUUAUCCCUGAAAUUACUAACCACUUUAAAAGACAAUGAAAUCAAGAGAAAGCGUUUGGCGGAGGAGGAGGAGCCUCUAACCGCCAGUAAAGUGAAAUGUGUUUGA
This is a messenger RNA of Drosophila takahashii, 1406 nucleotides long. Lineage: Eukaryota; Metazoa; Arthropoda; Insecta; Diptera; Drosophilidae. The record is from RefSeq and is a predicted model, not a curated record.